Fonsecaea multimorphosa CBS 102226 is the source of this 1428-nucleotide messenger RNA. RefSeq lists its product as uncharacterized. Gene Ontology annotation, cellular component: cytoplasm. Gene Ontology annotation, molecular function: pyridoxal phosphate binding; kynureninase activity. The record is from RefSeq and is a predicted model, not a curated record. The coding region runs from base 1 to 1428 and encodes 475 amino acids. The transcript has 3 exons. Gene Ontology annotation, biological process: NAD+ biosynthetic process. Lineage: Eukaryota; Fungi; Ascomycota; Eurotiomycetes; Chaetothyriales; Herpotrichiellaceae.
AUGUCCCUCGACCCAUGCUCCCGAGACUAUGCCCUUUCCCUGGAUGCCACAGACCCGCUCUCUCAUUUUCGGGCAGAAUUCCACAUCCCGACUCUGGCAGAUCUGAAGAGGCCAACCCUCGCAAAGUCUCCUGAAGAGGCGCCCUCUCAGCCUUGCACAUACCUGUGCGGCAACUCUCUUGGUCUUCAGCCUGUCAGAACCGCAAAUCUGGUCAACUCCUUCCUCACUCAAUGGCGCACCAAAGGAGUGUUGGGACAUUUCGUCGAGCAUGCAGACUCUCCCCUCCAACCAUUCUUGCACAUCGAUGAUCACGCCGCGAAACUCAUGGCCCCAGUCGUAGGUGCAGUUGAGUCGGAAGUGGCCGUCAUGGGUUCCUUGACGGCGAACUUGCAUCUCCUCAUGUCGAGUUUUUACCGUCCCAGCAAGAAAGGCGAAGGGAGGUGGAAGAUCCUUCUCGAGGGUAAAGCCUUCCCCAGUGACCAUUAUGCAGUUGAAUCGCAAGUUGUCCAUCACGAUCUGGACCCGGCAGAAGCAAUGGUCUUGUUGGAACCCUUCGAUCCCAAAUUCCCUCUCCUAUCCACCGAGCAAAUUCUCCAAACGAUCGACAAGCACGCCUCGGAGCUUGCCUUGAUCCUCCUACCGGGCAUACAAUUCUAUACCGGUCAAUUUUUCGACAUCCCUCGAAUCACAGCCCAUGCUCACUCGCACGGCAUCAUGAUCGGCUGGGACCUGGCCCAUGCCGUCGGCAAUGUUGAUCUCAAGCUGCAUGACUGGAACGUCGAUUUUGCCGCUUGGUGCACUUACAAGUAUCUCAACUCUGGGCCAGGAGCAAUGGCCGGCAUCUUUAUCAAUGAGAAAUUCGGCAAGGUUGACAUGGAAAGUCCAACCCACAAGUUCUGGCCGCGCUUGAGCGGCUGGUGGGGAGACAAUAAGUCCAGCAGAUUCCAAAUGACGAAUAAAUUCGUCCCUAGACCUGGUGCUGCGGGCUACCAGCUGUCCAAUCCGAGCGCGCUCGAUCUUGCGGCCGUUGUUGCGUCGUUGCAGAUAUACAACGAAACCUCGAUGAAGGAGCUGCGGGAGAAGUCUGUGCGCUUAACUAACUACCUAGAGCAGCUCUUGGAUGCCAUGGCGUUGAGAAGACCAGAAAAGUUCGAUAUCAUCACUUCCCGAAACCCAGAGGAAAGAGGCGCACAGCUCAGCAUCCGACUGGCUCCUGGCUUGCUUGAUGGAGUCCUAAAUCAUCUCGAACACGAAGGUGUCAUUGUGGACGAGAGGAAACCGGAUGUCAUUCGAGUCGCCCCUGCACCUCUGUACAACUCCUUCGCCGACGUCUUCCACUUCUGUCAGGUAUUGGACGACGCUCUGGGCAAAGACACGUUGUCCACUGAGAGACCAGCCCCGGCGUCAGAGGGGCUAGCGAGUCUCUGA